UAGUACUUAGUCGGAUAAGGUUGCAUCCGUCAUCGAUAAUGUCGGCAUCUGUGGUGUGUCGUGGACAAGUUCGUGGCAGAACCGUGAUCAUCUAUGAGAUGAUGGAGUACCGGGAUCAUCAACCGAUUCGUGAUUUCGGUUUUGUGGCGGUGGAUACUCGUUUUGGUUAUCGACAGUAUGAGGUGGAUGCUAAUGGUGUGUUGGUGUUGCGCAUGGAUGUGGGUUUGGGUUACGUCGGGGACGAUUUACGCGAUGCAUCCGUCUUCGUGACGAAGUUACAUAAUGACGUACUUGAUCAUCAUGCUGGGACAUCUGAUGAUAUUGUUGAGAAAAUAGUUCGUCUAUUGUUGUCGGAGAUCGCUGUGGAGCACGAUGGUAAGCUUGCUGGUAUUGCCGAGUGGGAGACAGUUCUCGAUCCUCCACUGGUGGACAGGCCAUAUCUGCAUGGGGAGCUUCGUUUUGAUAUGUUUGAUUAAACUAUCGCGGCGGCGCUGCUGUGGGCAGUGGGAGCAUGCAGCAACGGUGGGAGUGCAUCGGCAGUCUUGAGAGGGGACUUCAAUUCAAACUAUGGAGGCACCAGGGUGGAGGGAGAAGAGAGGGUGGAACAGGUUGUGUCUUAUGCAGACCAGUCAGAGAUUGCUGCCGCGAGAAAGAGUCAAGGAAAACCUGGCAGCAAGGACUCAGUGGAGGGAAAGCAUACACAAUUGAACGAGGUGGUGGUACCUCCUGAAUAUAAUAAUCAAGGUGACCCAGUUAUCAGUUCAGGGAAGGUCUUGAUUGGAGCUAAAGAGAUGGGCAUUCAGCGAUGGGUACCUAACCAAGCUUCCUUGGACAGGGUAGAAGUUUGUUAUACUGUGCUUCCGCGGAAUGACUCGGAAUGUCAUUUGCAGCAUCGUCAACAUGCAGGGGGUCACACUCGAUUGGUGUCUCACCGUCUCAGUGCAUUCCGCCAGAUUGUCAAUUGAUUUUUUGCACCCUCACAGUAGAUUCUACACUGUAGUGCAAGGAAAAUGAGCAAUAGCGAGAUGACAAUGACCAGACUGCACAAUCACAUUGAAGGCCAGAUAGUAUCACAGUGUCCAGAAAGCAGAAAUGCACCAAUAUAACACCAAUGAAGAAUCGUAACACUG
Chara braunii is the source of this 1130-nucleotide messenger RNA. NCBI's taxonomy places the organism in Eukaryota, Viridiplantae, Streptophyta, Charophyceae, Charales, Characeae. The record is from the annotation of a GenBank genome assembly.